UCACGAUAUUGCAUCUUAUUUUCGCCUUUUUUUAUACGACCAUAAAUUUAUAAAGCACGGAAACAUGAGUGAAAGUGAAAAUGAGCCGAGUUGUAGUAACCAAAUUGCCCAAAUUAAAAGAAAAAAACGAAGUGCUAAUUUCACUCCCAACGAGACAAUUUUGUUAAUGUCCCUCAUUAGUGAUUUUAAAAAUGUCUUAGAAAACAAAAAAACAGAUGGAGUUUCUAUGCAGGAAAAAAAUAAAACCUGGAAAAAAAUCACUAAUGCAUUUAAUUCAGCAUGUCCUGAAGGACGCCACCGAGAAACAGAUUCUCUUAAAAAAUUGUAUGAUAAUAAAAAAAGAGAAGUUAGGAAAGACAAAGCUGAGGAAAGAAAAGAAGUGCUAUUGACUGGCGGUGGGAUAUCAACAAAAAAAAUAAGAGACCCAGCCCAGGAAUUAAUUUUAUCAAUUGUUGAUCCACUAUCGAUUGUUGGAGGUACUAGCCUAUAUGGUUCAGAUAGCUUGCCUCUCAAUAAUGUUACAAUUCAUCAAGACGAUUUCUCCUUCGAGCUGGAAAAUCUAGAUGACAAACAUGAAAGCGAAAAUAAAACUGUAAUAAAUGAGGAGAAGAAACAAAAAAUUGAUAGAUGUGAGCUAGAAGAAACUGGUUGGAAAAAAGGGUCAGACUUACUCAGACCGAUAUCGACACCUUUAAAAAGGCCCAGAGAAGAACUUCCAUCACAUAGUCUUGACGAUAUAAACGUCAGAAAUGUAAAUAAUCCAAUUCAGAGGCCGCUUAAUAGAAGAAGACCAACUGAAACUGUUGUGAGGAGCCUGGCCUCAAACCAGCUGGCUGAAAAGUACAACAUACUGGCUGACAAAAAAAAUUUGAUUGCAGAUUAUACUUUGAAAAAAAUUAAAAAAGAAAUAGAGCAAUCAAAUGAAGAGCAUAAUAUGAGAAUGAAAGCUCUAAAGUUAGAUAUUGAAAUAAAAACUAUCGACAUUCAAAUAAAAAAACAACAAAUUCAUAAUUAAAUCAUUCAUAGCAAAGUGAUGUUUUAUUUUUUAAACUGUGACCUAAUAUGUACAUAUUCAAGUAAAAAUUUUAUUGCAAUACCAUUAUUCAACUUAACCUACACUUCUAAUUCUCUAAAAAAGUUAAUAAUUUCCUGUUGGACAUGAUUUAUAUUGAAAUUUCUAACUGCAGGUAUGUUUACAUUCUCGGUUUCUAUAAUGUAGUUUAGCUCAUUUAGAUUCAUGUUUUCUGGUGGUGGUGGUUCUGGCUCGUUCAUCUGUCUAGCAAUAUUGUGCAGCACUGUUGUUGCAAUUAUUAUGGCUUUUGUUGUUUCUAAAUUGAGCCUUAUUCCAUACGCUACAAUGGGAAAUCUUCUCUUCCAUAUUCCUAUAAUCCUUUCAAUGAGAUUUCUAGUCCGUACUAAAGAUUCAUUGAAUAACUGUUCAGCUCUUGGUACAGGAUUCACUAAUGGCGUAAGCAGGUAGCUUUUUGU
This is a messenger RNA of Psylliodes chrysocephalus, 1488 nucleotides long. The record is from the annotation of a GenBank genome assembly. NCBI's taxonomy places the organism in Eukaryota, Metazoa, Arthropoda, Insecta, Coleoptera, Chrysomelidae.